This is a messenger RNA of Caenorhabditis bovis, 525 nucleotides long. The record is from the annotation of a GenBank genome assembly. Lineage: Eukaryota; Metazoa; Nematoda; Chromadorea; Rhabditida; Rhabditidae.
AUGAGCGGCGCUGCUGUCGAGAUGUUCCUCAAUCAGCUUCAUCAGCUUCAUGAGCUCGUCGCGACGCUUUCUGCCGAGCAAUUUGCCACGUAUGAGAUGAAUCUGUGUCUGCUCAACUACGCCGAGCGUUGCGCGCACGCCAACAAUUUGGAGAUGCGCGUCAUUUCGAUGGAAUGCCUCAAUGAUGUCCGACGGAUUCAGCCGCGAUUCGCGCUCGAUCGCGUCGACAUUGCCAACAAAAUGCUCGAUUUCGUUCGAUUCGAGCAGCUCAUUGCCGACGAGAAUCAGAUCGUCAAGCAUAUCCGAAGAGUGGCAAUGAUGAGCGAGCUCGUCCGAAGCAAUCAGCUCGUCAUGGAACCAGACUCGGCAUUCUAUGGCUCCGAAGAACUUGAAAGCACCUCUGAAGAGGAAUCCGCAUCAACAAUUCGAUCGCCGUCACCAUUCUACGAUUGGGUAAUUAUAGAAGGGGGCGAUAUUAAUUACGAGGGUGACGAUGAAAUGGAGGACGACGACGAUGACAUUUGA